GCCGCUGAGAAGAUCCUCUGGGUGACGGCGAUGCCCGGAGCGCGAGGCAGGCGCGCGGCCGCUGGCGGGACCGGAGACCCUGAGAUACCUGAUGAUUUCCUGGCCACUGAGAUGUUUUGAGUGCUGAAAUUUUCUUUCUAACAAUGAAUGGUUCAGAAUCACUGCCCUUGACUGGAAUUUCUAAUGUUACCUGUCCCACAGAAAAAAAAAUCUCAGUAUUUUUUUCUGUCAUCUUCAUGACAGUUGGAAUUUUAUCCAAUAGCCUCGCAAUAGCAAUUCUCAUGAAAGCGUAUCAGAGGUUUAGGCAGAAAUCAAAAGCAUCUUUUUUGCUCUUUGCCAGUAGCUUGGUUAUCACAGACCUGUUGGGCCAUCUCAUCGCUGGAACUAUUGCAGUAUUUGUAUAUGUAUCUGAUAAAGACUGGAUUAGAUUUAAUCAAUCAAAUGUUCUCUGCAGUGUUUUUGGUAUCUGUAUGGUGUUCUUUGGACUUUGUCCUUUAUUUCUGGGCAGUGUGAUGGCUGUGGAACGCUGCAUUGGAGUGACAAAACCAAUAUUUCAUUCAACAAAAAUGACUUCUAACCAUGUAAAAAUGAUAUUGACUAUGGUAUGUUUUUUUGCUAUUUUCAUAGCUUUGCUGCCUAUACUGAGGUUAAGAGCCUAUCAAAUCCAGGCAUCAAGAACCUGGUGCUUCUAUAAAACAGAACGUAUUGAAGAUUGGGAAGACAGAUUUUACCUCUUACUUUUUUCAUGCUUGGGUUUGCUGGCCCUCGUUAUUUCAUUUUUGUGCAAUGCUGUGACAGGAAUUACACUUUUAAGAGUCAAAUUUAAAAGUCAACAUAGACAAGGCAGAUCUCAUCAUUUUGAAAUGAUAAUUCAGCUCUUGGCUAUAAUGUGUGUCUCUUGCAUUUGCUGGAGUCCGUUCCUGGUAACUAUGGCCAACAUUGGAAUAAGUGAAAAUAGCUCCUGGGAAUCCUGUGAAACUAUUCUUUUUGGUCUUCGAAUGGCAACAUGGAAUCAAAUAUUAGAUCCAUGGGUAUAUAUUCUUUUGAGAAAAGCCGUUCUUAAAAAACUGUAUGAGAUUGCUAGGAGAUGUUGUGGAGUACACCUCAUUAAUUUGCAUACAUGGGAACUCAGCUCCAUUAAAAAUUCUUUAAAAGUGGCAGCAAUUUCAGAUUCGCCAAUUAAUUCCAAGCUGACAAACCAACAGCUACUCAAUACAACAGUGCCAUAAAGUGAAACAUAGAGAAUCGUGAAAGUAAAAGGUUAUGAUUGUUGUAUACUUUGAAACUGAUAGAACCUGAGA
Molecule: messenger RNA, 1301 nt
Organism: Python bivittatus (Burmese python)
Lineage: Eukaryota; Metazoa; Chordata; Lepidosauria; Squamata; Pythonidae
Gene: PTGFR
Product: prostaglandin F receptor
Biological process (GO): adenylate cyclase-activating G protein-coupled receptor signaling pathway; inflammatory response; positive regulation of cytosolic calcium ion concentration
Cellular component (GO): plasma membrane
Molecular function (GO): prostaglandin F receptor activity
Source: RefSeq, a predicted model, not a curated record